Molecule: messenger RNA, 2520 nt
Organism: Trichophyton rubrum CBS 118892
Lineage: Eukaryota; Fungi; Ascomycota; Eurotiomycetes; Onygenales; Arthrodermataceae
Exons: 5
Coding region: 1-2520 (839 amino acids)
Biological process (GO): nuclear-transcribed mRNA catabolic process, nonsense-mediated decay
Cellular component (GO): exon-exon junction complex; cytoplasm
Molecular function (GO): protein binding; RNA binding
Source: RefSeq, a predicted model, not a curated record
AUGGAGCGCGCAAGAAAGAGAGAGCUCCGAGAUCUAAACGCGCUCGUUUGGGCGGGAGAGACAGAUGUCUUUGAAGUUAGCAAAUCUCUAGAUUCUUCGCUGAAGAAGAAUACGGCCUUUAUCAAACGACUUCGCACAGGAAUCACUGCUGCAGGCCUUCCUACUUUUAUAACCGAUGUUCGCUCGCUUUCGCUCCAUAAAUACCUCUCAGAAAUCAUAUCGGCUUUUUAUGAGGGUCUCUGCAAGCUCAAGACGCCAGGAGAAAUCGCCGCUGGUGUGGAAAUUGCCAGCGCAAUCCACCAGCGUUUUGGCCCGGAUGAGUUUACCAAACGACUGGCCUGGAACUUGGGCCGCGGUCUUACCUCACCAGAUAAAGCACAGCUCAAAGCCUGGACGCCAGAGGUCCGUGAAAGGGAAGAAAAGGAACGCCUAUCCCGGCACAGGGUCCUCCUCCGUGUGGUAACAGAAUUUUGGCUUGUUGGGCUGCUUCGGAGUUUAGACGAUGUGGAGAGACCAGAUGACUCUAUGCCAAAGUGCAAGGACUCAGUGCCAACUUUGGGUGGGAAGAGUGCUGAUGGAAGCUCUAAGCCUCGCCAGUCUGCGAAACCGAACCAGGACAGGGAUGAAGAACCGUUUCCCCUUGAAGUGUUAAAAGACUUGCUUGGCUAUGAUCGAGAACACGUCAAUUUGCCCUUGGCUCUACUAUUCGCUAGAACGUAUAGCUGGGAUAUAUUGGGAAUUAAGACACUCGAGGAGGGAAGAAAGACGGUAGAGACGAAUGGAACCACUACAGAUACCUCCAAGGAAGCACAGGGUGGUACGUCCGGGGAUGAAGCCGGUACAAACACAGCUCAACUCGAUGACCCUCUAGUCUCUGAGAAACUCCAAACGCGGUUUAAAAAUGUGUUAAACAGAUACCUUGAAGAUGUGAAAAAGCAUGUUAGUCGGGAUCAAAAGGCUCUUGCAAACCAGAGUCGCCGAAAUGCAGAGGCAUACGUGAAAAGCGGCGAGAUCCUCGAGGAUCGACAAUCUAAUUUCGAGAAACAAACAAAGGCACACGAGAAGUUGGUGUCCAAUACCCAAUCGCUAUGCGAGAUUUUGGGCGUCGAAAUGCCUGACUUGGCUGAAAAAGAUGCGUCUGAUGGCUCAAUGAGUGGCAGCAUAGGCCUUGUAAAGACUGGCGAAUACCUGCGUGGUCAAGGUGAAGGGGCUGGUAUUUGGGAAGACGAGGAAGAGAGGCGCUUCUACGAGAAUCUAGCGGAUUUCAAGGGAAAGGUCCCCGCCGUGCUCCUGGAAGAUGGAAAAAAGAAGAAAGGCGACGGAGACGACCAGUCUAAAGUGAAGGCUGAUCCGGAAGGACAAAAUGGAACUGCAGCCCUUGAAGGCACCAGCAAGCCAGAUUCACAAGCAGCUGAUUCCGGUGUGCGGGAAACAGAAGAGUCCGCUACCACUAUUGCCAACAAGUCCGUUGGAGCUCAAGUCGAUGCACUACUUUCUAAACUUCCUGAGUUGGCCAACAAGGAAGCUGUUGAUCAAUUAGCUCUGGAUUUUUGUUUCUUGAACUCGAAGGCCUCUCGAAACCGACUUAUCAAAGCUGUUCAAGAAGUGCCGAAGGGCCGUUCCGAUCUCUUACCCCUCUACGCUCGCCUUGUUGCUACUCUAGGCCAGUAUCUUCCUGAUGUGCCUCAGGGCCUAAUCACGUAUCUGGAUGACGAAUUCCGCAGCCUUCAACGCCGCAAGCAAAAAGAAUUUCUGGGUCAAGUUCGUACAAGCAAUAUCAGAUACCUGGCUGAGCUCACUAAAUUCGGCGUUGUUCCCGAACACGUUAUAUUCCAUUGCUUCAAAGUCAGCCUAGACGAAUUUUCUCGUAUGAACAUCGAGAUCAUCGGAAAUUUGUUGGAAAACUGCGGCCGGUAUCUCCUCAGAAACCCCGAGACAGCUCCCCGAAUGGCAUCGUUCUUAGAAACACUUGGACGAAAGAAAUCUGCCCAGCACCUUGGACAACAGGAACGAAUGAUCAUUGAAAAUGCCAUGUACUACGUCGACCCUCCACCGAGACCAGCCAUUCAGCAAAAGGAGCGUACGCCAAUGGAACUGCUAUUCGCAAGUUACACUGGGAGGAACCCGAGGCAAGUUGUCAACAUCCUCGAGCGUAUAUUCAGCAAACCAGGAAAAAUCAAGUACGGAAAUAUUCAUCUCCUUGCAAUCAUCAUCAGCGCACUAUAUCGCUACCACCAGUCCUUUGUGAUUGGUGUUAUCGACAAUGUUCUCGAGAGAAUCACCAUCGGUCUAGAGAACAACGAUUUCAAAUUCAACCAGUCACGAAUUUCGGAGGUCAAGUAUUUGGGAGAACUCUAUAAUUACAAGAUGGUUGACUCGCCAGUGAUCUUCGAUACCCUCUACCGUAUUGUUACUUAUGGACAUGGUAAGCUGGUCAAGGCCCUACUAGAUUAUAAGUGCCCUUUAUACUUUGCUGAUGCGUGGAAUCAGAGGGAGGAACACCGUCUCCGGGAAAAAUAA